Molecule: messenger RNA, 609 nt
Organism: Colletotrichum phormii
Lineage: Eukaryota; Fungi; Ascomycota; Sordariomycetes; Glomerellales; Glomerellaceae
Exons: 2
Coding region: 102-557 (151 amino acids)
Source: RefSeq, a predicted model, not a curated record
AGGUAAGUGGAUAAUGCAUCAUGUGCUUCACAAGCAUUGUUCACUCAUCUCAGCACUUUGGAUCAGGCGUGAUUGAUCAAUGACAACCACUUGAUAAUACAAUGCUAAUGCUACACAUCAAGAACGCCAUUGACCCAAAUAAGAGCUUCCGUCGCUUAUGCGUUGACGCAGUUAAAGGUGGUCAAGCUAUAGUAUCCGCACUCAUUCGUCGUCGUCUUCCAGGCCUUGCAGUCGCCGCACACGCGGUUGACCGUAACUCUACACAGAGAGGCGCUGCCGUAGCCGUUGGCGCCGCGCCAGUCAGAGGUCGUCAGGCCGCGGUCCGCGCCGGAGAUGCGGGCCGAGACGGUAGAGCCAUACUCGAUGGGGUUGGCGUACUUGUCAAACUUGGCCGUGCACUGGCAGUCCUGCGCGGCGGGGCAGUUGCCGCGAGCGACCAGCUCAACGUUCUCAGCGGCAGGCGCACUGGGAGCAGCGUAGGCAGUGGAGAAGAGGGCAAUGGCCACGGGGACGAGCAAGAACUUCAUGUUGGAGGGAAUAUAGUUUUGAAAGACUGAAUUGAAGUUAGAGAGUUGAGUGGCUAGUGAGCCAGAGAAUGAGUGACUGGCG